UGCCAGAUUACCUACCCAAAAGACAAGUAAUUCUUAAGGGGGAAUAUGAGGGUGUUUACUUGUUACUUUUGUUCCGGUCCAGUUUAUCCUGGACAUGGAAUUAUGUUUGUUCGAAAUGAUUCAAAAGUCUUUCGUUUUUGCCGUAGCAAGUGCCAUAAGAACUUUAAGAUGAAGCGCAAUCCUCGUAAGGUUGCUUGGACUAAGUCUUAUCGUAAAGCACAUGGUAAAGAAAUGGUUUAUGACAAGGCAUUGGCUGUAUCAGCUGCUCGUAGAAAUGUUCCUGUGCGUUACGACAGAAACGUUGUGGCUACUACUUUGACAGCCAUGAAGCGCUCUGCUGAUAUUCACGCCAAGAGAGAACGCAUGUUCUUCAAGAAGAGAUUGUCUGGAAAGAAGUCUCAACAAUUGGCCGAAGCUCGAAAGUUGAUCGGCCAGAACGUUCCUCAAUUUGCCGAGAAGGAGACUGUGGAAGAACAAUCAGGCGAACCUCAAGAAGCACAAGUUGUUUCCGACGAAGAAUAUGCUAUGGACGAGGAACCCGCCGAGGCAGUCAAGGUUCCCGUUGCAGCUACCAAGAAACGCAAAAACAAAAAGUCACGCGGCGAAGGCGCAAUGGACAUGGAUUAAAGCAGCGUGUCGAGCUUGUAUUGAUUUAUGCAUCGGCUAUAUUACUUUUCCAUUGGAAAAGUUAUCAGGCUGCAUUGUUGCGAAAACGAUUGGUGUCGUUUUGUAUACGUUCAUUUCUGUGUCUUUUCUUUGAUACUUUAUUGUAGAACAUGUAUGUUUAAAGACAAUACGUCUACUGCUUUGUUUCAUUGUACCUUUUGGGUCUAGGACUUUUUUUGAAAAACUAUUAUGGUUGGUUUAAUGGAAUUGGUUUUAAUUUUGUGUUUCUUGAUUUGUAGUUCAGCAUUGUAGAUGAAAAGUGGAAGGUAAGAACAGUAAAAUGUUUAUAAAG
This is a messenger RNA of Schizosaccharomyces octosporus yFS286, 958 nucleotides long. Its product is annotated as 60S ribosomal protein. Gene Ontology annotation, cellular component: nucleolus. The record is from RefSeq and is a predicted model, not a curated record. The coding region runs from base 46 to 627 and encodes 193 amino acids. The transcript is spliced from 4 exons. Lineage: Eukaryota; Fungi; Ascomycota; Schizosaccharomycetes; Schizosaccharomycetales; Schizosaccharomycetaceae. Gene Ontology annotation, biological process: ribosomal large subunit biogenesis.